CUGCGGACAACGCGCAGGGCGCGAGGCGCGGGACGCGGGGCGGAUAGCCGUCCGGGCCCGGGCGGCUGGCAGUGGGCACAGGCUCCCCGGUGCCCGCCCCUCCGCCGGGAGGGGGGCGCGAGCGGGCGGCCGGGGAGGGGCCGGCACCGCCACGGCAAAAUGAGCCUGCUGUCUGCCAUCGACACGAGCGCCGCCUCGGUGUACCAGCCAGCCCAGCUACUCAACUGGGUCUACCUGUCUCUCCAGGACACACACCAGGCUAGUGCCUUCGAUGCCUUCCGGCCCGAGCCGCCCGCCGGCGCCGCGCCCCCGGAGCUGGCCUUCGGCAAGGGCCGCCCGGAGCAGCUGGGUUCUCCCCUGCACUCCAGCUAUCUUAACAGCGUCUUCCAGCUGCAGCGCGGAGAGGCCCUGAGCAGCAGUGUGUAUAGGAACGCUUCACCCUACGGCUCCCUCAACAACAUUGCUGAUGGCCUCAGCUCCCUCACCGAGCAUUUCUCGGACCUGACGCUCACCUCCGAAGCCCGCAAACCCAGCAAACGGCCUCCUCCGAACUACCUGUGCCACCUGUGUUUCAACAAAGGACACUACAUUAAGGAUUGCCCUCAGGCACGCCCCAAAGGUGAGGGUCUGACACCGUACCAAGGCAAGAAGCGCUGCUUUGGCGAGUACAAGUGCCCAAAAUGCAAGAGAAAAUGGAUGAGCGGAAACUCCUGGGCCAACAUGGGGCAGGAGUGCAUCAAGUGCCACAUCAACGUGUACCCACACAAGCAGAGACCCCUGGAGAAACCUGAUGGCCUGGACGUGUCUGACCAGAGCAAGGAGCACCCUCAACACCUCUGCGAAAAGUGCAAGGUCCUGGGCUACUACUGUCGUCGUGUGCAGUGACCUUGGCCACCACUGUAGCACCCCUCAGCUGCCACCUCCCUGUGCUGCCCAAAGGGCUGAAUGUCCCCAUCCUCAAGGAGAUGUCACAAGCCUGUGGCUUACGCAGAGGAGACUUGUGUCCUUGUCUCACGUGCUGACAGAGCAGCCGACAUGCUCCCAACAGGGUGCAGAGACAGGAGGAUCAGGGACUCUUCACCAUAGGCCUGGGCUCCGUAGGAGGACAGAGGCCAGCAGAGGUCUUGAUGUUCCUGCAAGCUCUCUUCCUGAGUGUCUCUGGGGCAAGCGACCUUGCAUGUGACACGAGUACACUAAGUGAACUGUGAAUCCCAAGGCCUGUGGGAAGUUCUCCCUCCAAGACCAGCCAGGCCCUCUCCCACCCAGCACCUUGCAGCUUGCCUCCUAUGAAAAACCACUCUAGGAAGCCCCAUGCCAUUCCUGAUCUGUAGCCACAGGGCAGUCACUUGUUCUAGCAGCUACUGAGGAGUGGCCUUCUGAGUGGCCUUCUGUCCCCGCCCACACUGAGUCCCAAAUCUGAGCAGCCCUGACAUCACUGCAUUGCACCUGGUAGCUAAACCCAGCCUCCCUCCGCCAAUGGGACAGGCAGGCAGAGGGUGAGCCCAGGGGGAGACUGAACAGUAACCAGUGUGCCAAGACAUCCUAGGGACAUCAGGCAUCACCACUUCCCAUGAUGCCCCCAGACUGUCCUGUAGGUUUGGGUUCUGUCAGCUGCUCUCUCUUUACCCCUAGCCUUCACCCAUGUCCGAGAUGCCACCCCGCAAAAGCCUGUAAAAGGCACGAAGGAUGCAGGCCUUGGCAUUCUGGAGCCACUUUCUGCCAUUUGGGGCAAGGACAUCUCCAGCCUUAGUUUCCCCAAUUAGUUAAGUGACAAAGUGCCACCAGAAAGCAGGAGGUCCCAGUGAUCUCUGACGUUCUAGAAGAGAGCUGGCUGCCUCUGGAACACAGAGUGUCACCGGGGGGUGAUCUGCCUCUAGAGAUCCAGGUGCACUGCCCUCCAGCCUCUGUUCUGAAAGUCACUUAGGAUGUCAGGCUGAGUGAUGCCAGGUCCUCUCCCAUAGUCCUCCUUGCCUGGUGUUCCCAUCCCCCAAAAAGAUGAUUCCUCCUCUUCCUCCUCAGCCCCUCACACUGGGCAAGCCUAAAAUGAGCCACAGAACCUCUCCUUUGGAAACUGGAGAUAGUGAUUUCCUACUUCCUAAGGAGGCAGAGAGAGAUUUCCUGGCAUGUCACAUGGUCCCAGGGGGGCUGUCAUCCUGGCCAGGGUCAGCAGUGCACCCCCUACCCUGUGUCAAGCUGCAUUUCUCUUGUCUUUCUCUUCUUCACCAGCUGUCAGGACUGAGUUGCUUGACCUUGCCCUACACUAUGCUUCUAUGGAGAGAGAGAGAGAAAAAAAAAUCAGACCACGAAAUAGGCCUGAAAUUCAGUGUUUACAUAUGGUGCCCAGCUGCCCUUUGUUUUCAAAUGAAAAUGUCUUGUACGACUGAGGAGUCAUGUGAAGUGUUAAGCGAGGGUCCAGGGGUUAAGUGGAAGAGAUGGCCGUGUGUCUGCAGCAGCUAGCUGCAGGGUAGAUUGUGGGGGAAUGUACCCUCUCAGCACUUAGCAAAGGUAUACCCAGACUUACAGCAGUGUGGUGGCCUAGACUGCUCCCACCUGCUGCCCUCAAACGGUGGCAUGCUGGGCUGCAGAUGUGAGCACCCAGCACCAAGGGUUUCCCAGUCUUGCUGCUGCACUAGGGCUGCCUCGUGCCAAGCUUCCUGUCGCUUGGAAAGGACCUUUUCUGUCAGGCAUCCCACCGGGGGCCCUAAAGAGAAUGUCACAACAAUGGACAGUGUACCUGUGUCCCAAACAGGGACAAGUCGGGAAUAGGUAAACUGAGUCAAAAAUGCAAAGAGCUAGUGACAGUCUUCAGACAGCCAGGGCCAGUAGAAGGUUCGCUAUCAGCCUAAAGAGACAUUUUGGUCACUAGACUGAUGUCUGUGCACAGCCAGGCCCCGCUCACCCCAGGCAGCCUCUUCCUGGCCCUGCUUUGCAAUGCUUUGGCUGAACUUGUGACCUUCCUGAGGCUAGCAAAAGAUACCACUAUUAAGACUGGGUGUUGGAAGACUUAAUGCUCAGAGGGCCUAGGAGCCCAGGGGACAAGAAAGUGUGUGGUUGUAGUACAUUCAAAAGGGACAAUCGCUUGCAGUCAGUAGAUCUAGUGAUCUAGUUGAGAGAGAACGGCGUUUACCCCAUAUGAAGUAUUCAAUAGCUCUACUUGUGAAUUUGUAUUUAUUUUGAGUUAUACUUGACACGGAAUUCUUUUUUUUUUUAAAAAAAAAUGCUAUGUGUGUAUUUUGGGGAAAAAAUUCAUAGAUGUUAAAAUUUCUGCAUGGUUACCAGGUUUUCUUUGGACGUGGAACUUGGUGGCCUCCCCUUCCAACCCCCAAAUUUCUUCAUAGUGAUUUUUGUUUGUAUAUAUUUGAGGGUCUUUUUUUAAAAAAGAAAAAUGUGAUGGCUUGAUACUAUUGAAAUUGAAAACAACAAAAAGGCAUGUUUUUAGCCUCCAGUGCUUUGGAAAGCGCAGUCCACAUCAAACUGAUUUUUAGAUAUAUUUUGCAAGUCUGGUUGAGCUAUAAGAAGAUAUUUAUGGUGAGAACUUUUCCUUUUUUUCUUGUCAUUUUUUUCUAUGCUUUGGUCUGUAAAAAGUAUGCAACUGAACUACAUUAAGAAGGAAAUAUUAUCUACAUAGAAUUAUUAUAUGAAGCUGGUACAUAAUUCUAACGAGGAAAAAAAAUCUUCGUAAUCUUUUAAGCUGUUUUUUUUUUAAUUUCGUUUUCCUUGGAUGAAAAUAUCAGUAUUAAGCAGCCAGUGUAUUAUUCAAGUGUUUAGACUUAUUAAUAUGCUCUUGUCUUGUAUUUAUACAUUUGUGUAUUUUGGAAGUAUUGCCUUUCUAAGGGACGUUAUCAAUGGACAACAUGGCAAAAAGGGAAUAGCCAUCCUGUGUCUCUUCCGCCAAGGAUGACAGGUGGCGUUGACUCUUCCCCUGCAUCCUUGUGCUAUUGCCUUGUUAAUUUUUAGGGGAAGGGCAGGAAAUGGACAAGGGAAGAGGACACAUCGGACGAACAGAUCCUUUGGUCUGUAAGCCCAGUGACCUUGUCAGCAAGACCCAAGGAGGUACAAGAACCCCGGAGGCAGGCUUCCUCCUUGUCCUAGUCCUGCCUGGAAGCCCCAAGCUCUUUGAACUCGGAUCUGUCCACUAAGCCCUCACACCUGCCUUCUAGCGCUAAUGGACUUGAAUUUACCUUAAAGUCUAAUCCAACCUCACUACAUUGUAGCCAGUGCAACAGCUAAUACUGAAAUAAGGGGUCUUUGCAGCCAUCUGCUGCGAAGUGGCAAUAAGGCUUGUCCUUUGCUCUUAUGGCCAACUUCCCUUCAACCCUGUGUGGUGAUCCUGUCCAUGUCUGUGUCUGUUUGUGUGUGUGCAUUCAGCUAAAAAGACAAACAGAACCCGUGAGCCCCGCCUAGAGGGUGCAUGGAGAAAGUUCCUGACUUCCCUGAAAGGGCCGGCCUCGGGGUGGCAUUCCGUUGUGUGCCUUAUUCCUGGAGACUAUAUAAAGCUUGCCUAUGAAAAUAUAGCCUUUCAGUGCUGUAUUAAAAGGACUUUGGAAAGAUG
Rattus rattus (black rat) is the source of this 4552-nucleotide messenger RNA. RefSeq names its product zinc finger CCHC-type containing 24 (gene Zcchc24). Lineage: Eukaryota; Metazoa; Chordata; Mammalia; Rodentia; Muridae. The coding region runs from base 160 to 885 and encodes 241 amino acids. Gene Ontology annotation, molecular function: nucleic acid binding; zinc ion binding. The transcript is spliced from 4 exons. The record is from RefSeq and is a predicted model, not a curated record.